AUGGGUGGGCCUGGAUCUUCAAAGUCCCAGACUCUCUGUAAAUCACCACGGCAUAAGGGGCCUGGCAAAGGCAACAGUGUAACAUACCCUGAAGAGAUAACUGAUCCAGUCAGUCAGGAUGGAGCUACAUCCUUCACUGAAGAAACCGUGUCCAUUUUGAAGUCCAGCAACAUGCUAGCCCGCUCUUUCCUCAUCCAUCCCAGAGGAUUGAGAUGCAAAGACUGUUCUGAGACUGAUGUCAGUAAUAAACUGCAUCAAAAUCAUGAGUUCAUCCCAACUGAGAAAAAAGACGAAGGUUACUGGGACAAUAAAAGAACAAUGAAGCUGAACAAUGAGGUUAAUGACAUUGUGGUAGAGAACAAAGUUUUGACUCUUCUUGAGGACAAUGCAUUCCUGAAAGAUAAGUUAUUGGCACUUAAGUUCCAAUUUGGAUUGAUUAAAUACCCCACAGAUUCACUCACACUGACCCAGUCAUCUGGUUCAUGCACCCAAAGGUUUCCAGCAACACGCUACUACUGCCCCAAUUCGAACCCACAACUCACUCAUCGACACUCAUUGACGAACUCACAUCAUGUUUGUUCAGAUGGGGUGCAAAGCAUUCGAGACAGGGCCAUUGUGUCCGAAGACACUGGGUUUUCCAUCUCUGGGGGGUCAAGCAUUGGGAACCCAGAGUUUUCUGAUGAUGCUGUUGGAGAACCUAUUAGGGCAUAUCCUUACAGAGGUGGAGAGGUGACAGAAUGUAAACUAAGUUCCUAUAUCACUCCAAUUGAUAUAAAUUCCUCAGAUAGGGAGAAGUUAGUGUCUGUGUGGCAAGACAACAGCAUGAAAGGCCUUCCUCAUAAACUGUGCUUCAAAAUGCCAGGUGGAAUUGAAGGUGAGGUUUUUCUUCCAGUGGUGAUGGAAAAGAGUCUCUCUUCAACAAUAGCAGGCCUACACCACUCCUAA
This is a messenger RNA of Xyrauchen texanus (razorback sucker), 945 nucleotides long. It is a transcript of the gene nfil3-3, whose product is annotated as nuclear factor, interleukin 3 regulated, member 3. Gene Ontology annotation, biological process: regulation of DNA-templated transcription; circadian rhythm. NCBI's taxonomy places the organism in Eukaryota, Metazoa, Chordata, Actinopteri, Cypriniformes, Catostomidae. The record is from RefSeq and is a predicted model, not a curated record. Gene Ontology annotation, cellular component: nucleus. Gene Ontology annotation, molecular function: DNA binding.